Durio zibethinus is the source of this 1004-nucleotide messenger RNA. RefSeq lists its product as uncharacterized. The record is from RefSeq and is a predicted model, not a curated record. Gene Ontology annotation, molecular function: peptidyl-tRNA hydrolase activity. Lineage: Eukaryota; Viridiplantae; Streptophyta; Magnoliopsida; Malvales; Malvaceae.
AAGAAAACCAUUUUGAGGAGGAGUGUCGGUCCAAUACAAAAAUUUUAAAUGAAAUCCUAACCUGGAAUCGGCCCAAGGCCAGUUAAGAUGCGAGGAAAGGGUAAUCCGUUAAAAAGCAACGCAGCGUUUAAAUGUCAAUGGCCGCACUUCCCUCACUGUGUCUUUGUAGGUUCCCUGGCAGCUCCCCGAGAAGUUAUAAGAUUAGGGUUCAUCCCUCUCUUCCAAUCUGCCUCACCAAUCCCAAGCUUUCGAGCUCUAUGAGUCAACCAAGCUCCGAUCCCGCCGCCACCAAAACCGACUCUCCGACCGCAGGGAACAACGACGACGUGCUGGUGCAGUACGUGGUUCUUCGGAGGGACCUAAUAGACACGUGGCCAUUGGGGAGCUUGGUAACACAGGGAUGCCAUGCCUCCGUCAAUGCCAUUUGGUCUCACAAGAAUGAUCCUCACACACUCCAGUAUUGCAGCCCUGAAAAUAUAGACUCAAUGCACAAGGUCACCCUUGAGGUGAAGGGAGAAACCCAGAUAUUGAACUUGUCAGAAAAGCUGACAACUGGUGGUAUUGCUCAUAAACUGUGGAUUGAACAGCCUGAAAACAUUCCAACUUGCCUGGCUACAAAACCCUACCCCAAGUCCAUAGUAUCUUUGUUCUUCAAAAAGUUGAAACUUUGUAAGUGAUUAGUCUAGUUCAUAAUAAUUGUCAUACUCAUCAAUAUGGGUCUCUUGAUUCUGUUAAAGCCCUUUUUUGUUUUUUACUAUAAUUCUUUUGAGAUCUAUAUUCCCUAUAUGAGCUUAAAUUUAUAUAUAUAUAUAUAUAUAUAUAUGUAUGUAUGUAUGUAUGUAUAUUCAGCAUUGAAGCAAGGGUUUGCUCUUCUCAUUUAUAAGCUGGCACUAGAGCUACUCGCUGAGAACUCUAAACUGAACAUGGGUUGUUUUGAGCUUUAUCAAGUUUCUUGUUCCGAAAUAAGAAACAGGAGAACGUAACUGACAGAUAAUUUUCCAAUU